AUGAACACAUCAAAGAGCAAGAAGAAGCAAGAAGAGGCUGGUACAAAGUUUCUUGGGGUGAGAAGAAGGCCUUGGGGAAGAUACGCAGCUGAGAUUAGAGACCCAACAACUAAGGAGCGUCACUGGCUUGGCACUUUUGAUACAGCCGAGGAAGCUGCCUUGGCAUACGAUAGAGCUGCUAGGUCCAUGCGUGGCACUCGUGCCCGAACCAACUUUGUCUACUCAGACAUGCCUCCUUCCUCCUCAGUCACCUCCAUUAUCUCUCCUGACGAUCCGCCUCCUCCUCCUCCUCCUCCGGCUCCUGCAACUACUCCUCCUUGUUCUAAUGAUCCUGUCGAUUACAUGAUGAUGUUUAACCAAUAUUCAUCCACAGACUUGCCAAUGGUGCAGCCUGAUCAAGUGGAGAGUAGUUACAUGUUUGGUGGCUCUCCUUCUUGUUAUUCUAACAGCAGCAGCGAGCUGCCUCCUCUGCCGAGCGACCUAUCAAAUUCUUGUUACAGCCAACAACCGUGGAGCGUGGAAGACUACUCAUCCGCUAGCUAUUUCGAGGGUGACUAUGUUCACAGUCCAAUGUUCAGCACAAUGCCUUCUGUUUCUGACUCUUUGCCUCAAGCCAACUUUGGGAUUAUGCACACAAGUGGGCAGAGCGUUUCGUGCUUGAACCAACUUGCUUCAUGCCUGAAUUACCUCAAAGGAACUAAGGAUGUGCCUCGAAUUUGCUUGAACCUCUCAAAGCAGUGA
Messenger RNA from Eruca vesicaria subsp. sativa (arugula), 741 nucleotides. The record is from the annotation of a GenBank genome assembly. Lineage: Eukaryota; Viridiplantae; Streptophyta; Magnoliopsida; Brassicales; Brassicaceae.